AUGUUCUCCAUGUUCACCGGCGGUACGGCGGCGCCGAGCGGGGUUUCCCAGCCGUCGACGGCGGCGAAUGCGAACGCGUCGCGAGGCGCCGCCGCGGAAACCUUCGUCGAGGCGCUUCGCUCGCAGCCCGAUCCCGCGACCGUGACGGCGAAAACCAAGCCCAAACUCAGUUUCGCCGCGCUCAUGGCGAACGACGAGCCGGAAUCGUUCGAGGACUCCGAUUAG
Ostreococcus lucimarinus CCE9901 is the source of this 225-nucleotide messenger RNA. RefSeq lists its product with no specific name. The record is from RefSeq and is a predicted model, not a curated record. NCBI's taxonomy places the organism in Eukaryota, Viridiplantae, Chlorophyta, Mamiellophyceae, Mamiellales, Bathycoccaceae. The transcript has a single exon. Bases 1 to 225 code for a protein of 74 amino acids.